This is a messenger RNA of Cephus cinctus (wheat stem sawfly), 3492 nucleotides long. It is a transcript of the gene SMC6, whose product is annotated as structural maintenance of chromosomes protein 6. Gene Ontology annotation, molecular function: ATP hydrolysis activity; damaged DNA binding; single-stranded DNA binding. The coding region runs from base 135 to 3281 and encodes 1048 amino acids. Gene Ontology annotation, cellular component: site of double-strand break; nucleus; Smc5-Smc6 complex. Lineage: Eukaryota; Metazoa; Arthropoda; Insecta; Hymenoptera; Cephidae. The record is from RefSeq and is a predicted model, not a curated record. Gene Ontology annotation, biological process: double-strand break repair via homologous recombination. The transcript has 18 exons.
UCCUUUAUUAACGCGGGAUAUGGGCACUUUUGUGUUGGCCAACAGUUACUUCAAUUUCUUUGAAGUUCUUUGUUGUGUCAUGGUUGGUGUAAUUAGUUCUAAUUGUAAUAAUUGUCAUUUACCUAUUCUCAAACAUGUCACACAUAAGUAUCAGAAAGGAAACAGCAGGCAAAAUAAAACGCAUAUUUAUGAAAAAUUUCAUGUGCCAUGAUGCUAUGGAAGUUACCUUGAAUCCAAAUGUCAAUUACAUUGUGGGUCGUAAUGGCAGUGGGAAGAGUGCUAUUCUACUUGCCUUGGUGGUUGGGCUUGGUGCGAGGGCUCAUAAUACUAGCAGAGGGUCGACAAUAAAAGAGUUUGUGAAAAAAGGAAAGAACACAGCUUUAAUUGAAAUUACUCUGGCGAAUGAAGGUUCUAUGGCUUAUAAGCAAGAAAUUUAUGGAGAAUCAAUCACUAUCUCACGAUCUAUCGGUGGAGCAUCCAAAUAUAGAAUUAAAAAUGCUAGUGGUCACGUGAUUUCUAGUAAACGAGAAGAAUUAGAUCACAUAAUAAGUGCAUUGAACAUUCAAGUGAACAAUCCAAUUUCAGUCUUGAACCAAGAUGUAUCCAGAACUUUUCUAAUCUCUGCUGGACCUAAAGAAAAGUAUGAUUUAUUUAUGAAAGCUACUCGACUAGAUGUCAUAGGUAACAAUUAUAAAGAAGCCCGUGUAAAAAGUGAAGAAGCUCGUCAACGUCUCGAGAGAGCAAAGCAGUCUUUGGCUGCAACAAAAAAAGAUAUUGAUGAGCUAGAGAAAAAGUUACAUACAAUAGAAUCGAUCGAUGACGUGAGAAUUCAGUAUGAAGCUUUGGAACACGAGCUUCAAUGGGCUAUUGUAAUCACAGAAAAAGAGAAAUUAAGUCAAUUAAAAGAAAUAAUGAGUUCUCACGAGGAGCGAAUGAACAAUAUGCGUGCACAGAUGGAAUCGCGUGACUCGAAAGAUUCCGAAAUAACGCGUAAAAUUGAAGAAUACGAAGAAAAGAUUCGUGACCUGGAGAGCGAUAUGCCAACGCACCAAACUGCUUAUAAAACAGCAAAAGAACAAUAUACAAAUAAGAAGCAAGAGUAUUCAGAUAAGCACAUAGUGUAUACGCAAGUUCAAAGUAAGAUUAAGCGAAUUGAGAAGGAUGCAGAUUUGUUGCGUAAAGAAAUUGAGCGACUCGAUUCGAUUAAUCAGGCUGAAACAAAACGACGAGAAGCAGAAGAACAGCUGAAGAAGUUCGAAGAAGAACUUGAAGAAGUCGAUGCUAUGUUAAGAACUAAGCAAACUGAUCAGAUGCAUCUUGCGACGGAUACAGUGAGACUUAAACAAGAAGAACAAACUGCCCGGUCAAACGUAGAAAUAAGUCGAAACGAAAUUCGUUCAAGUAAGCAUCGACUCAGCCAAUUGAAACAACAGUCUGACAAUAACAUCACUGUGUUUGGUGCUAAUAUACCACGACUUCUGCAACGAAUACAGGAAGAAUUCAAAAGAGGGCGGUUCAAGAAAAUGCCUCGUGGUCCUAUUGGUUCUCAUAUCCAAAUGAAGGAUAAAGCAUGGACUCCGGCAGUAGAAAACUUCUUGGGUAUAGGAAUGCUAGGAUCCUUUUGUGUGGACAAUACCCAGGAUGCGAAGACUUUAACUACUAUCAUGUCUGAGAUAUUCAGUAACAACGAAAUGCCCACGAUAAUGUGCAGUAAAUUCUUUGACAAUGUUCAUAAUGUCAGCAAACAUUCUACUUCUGCGCCAGGCUAUAUCAAUAUGCUGCAAGCUAUGGAGAUAUCUGAUCCUGUCGUCGCUAAUUCUUUAAUUGAUGGACGAGAACUCGAGUGCGUCUUAUUGGUACCAACGUGUGAAGAGGCUUUUAAGCUGAUGGAAGAUGCACGCAGAGUACCUAGAAAUUGCAAACAAUGCAUAACUCUUCAGGGUGACACGGUUUAUCCAGAUCCCAACUACAGGGUUUACGGUGGUCGUCCUGGACUUAAGGCUAGAGUCCUUCAAGUAUCAACUGCUGAAGCAAUUCGGCAACUGGAAGAUGAAACAGCUAUUACUCAGGAAGAAUUAAAAAAUGCAAUUGCAGUGCACUCAGAUGUGCACAAAAAACUUAAACGGGCCACUUCUGAACUAAGAAAAGUGGAUGAAGAAAUUGGUAAAUUACGAUCCCUUAGAGUUAAAUUAAACUCCAGCAUGAGUGGACUUCGUGAUAAGAUGGCACAAUAUGAAACAGAUUUUGCACGCGUUUUUAAAAAAGAGCUAACAGAGUUGGAAGAAAAACUUCAGCUGGAAAAGAAACGAGAGAAAGAAUUGGCUACAGAAAUCAGCGAAUUGAGGAAGAGUCUUGAAACAAAAGAGAUUGAAGUUAAAAGAUGUAGAGAGCUUACAGAAUCCAUUGACAUCAAACGCGACCCAUUGAAGGAGAAAAUAAGGGAACUCGAAAGAGAAAAGAGAGCCUUGCAAAUGAAUAAUACGCAAUACGAGCGUCAAUUGCGGGAUAUUCAAAAAGCACUACAAAUGGCUACAGCUAAAGUUGAAACGCAGCAAAGAGUUACCGACGGAGCAAUAGCUAAAGCUACUGAACAAUCUACAGAACAAAGUACAACAAGAUCAAUCAAUGAAAUACAGACCAUAAUGGAAGAACUAAAAAUAAGCAUAGAUGCAGUAGAUGAUCUUUGUGGGUCGAAAGAUCAUAUACGUCAGGAAUUAGAUAAGAAACUAGAAAAGUAUGGUGAUAUCAUAGACUUCUCUGUUGCUGCAGAGAAAAGUAAUGAGGAACAUCUAAAUCGAUUGAAGGAGCGUAAAUCCCUAUAUGAGGACAUGAAAAGUCACAUUGUUAAAAAAGUACAAGAAUCCUUUAAAAAUAUUCUAAGCUUACGCAAAUAUAAGGGGUGUAUGAACAUUAAUCAUAUGAAUCGUACCCUGGAUCUUGAGAUUAAUCCUCAAACAGGAGCGAAGAGAUUAAAUAAUGAUGCAAGGUCACUGUCUGGUGGCGAGAGAUCCUAUUCAACUGUUGCUUUCAUUCUUGCACUAUGGGAUUGUACGGGAUUACCUUUCUACUUUCUUGAUGAAUUCGACGUUUUUAUGGACAAGAUCAACCGAAGGACCAUUAUGGAUAUUCUUAUGGACCAUGCAAAGGCACAUCCACAAAGUCAAUUCACGUUUCUUACUCCCUUAGAGACUUCGAGUAUUGUCCUUGAUCACUACGUCACAAUUCAUCAACUAGCGCCACCUGAAAGGUCAGAAACCAUGACGAGCGCAACUCAACCAUAAAACGAAUGUGACCUGUGCAAUUAUUACUGAGACAUUACUCGCCGAUGACGCUUAAAGUAGAGUUACGAGUUAAAAGUUAUGUUUACUGAAGAAAAUGAUAUAUUUUGUACUGCGUUUUCAACAAAAAAAAAAUAAUGUUUAUACGUUCAAUAUUGAUACGACCUUGUAGCUAUCAUAUUGCAACAAGAAAGAUUUUUCUAUAAAACUCCGA